AUGGAGAUAGCACCUCUUCCUCUUCCUGAAGACCUGGGGAAACUGAGCAGUAUUGGAGACAGAAGUGUCCACAAACAAUGGGUGAUACAAAGGCAUCACUUGAUAUUAAAGAGUUCCCUGAUUCUGAGGCUAUUAAAGAAGCAUCUAGAGACUUUUCUUAACGAUCAGAGUGGACUGAGGGUAUUUUUCCCUCUUUGCGGAAAAGCAGUGGAGAUGAAAUGGUUGGCAGACCAGGGCCACAGUGUGGUUGGUGUGGAAAUCAGUGAACUUGGGAUACAGGAAUUUUUUAAGGAGCAAAACCUUUCAUACUCAGAAGAACCAAUCACAGAAAUUCCUGGUGCCACGAUAUUUAAGAGUUCUUUGGGGAGCAUUUCAUUGUACUGUUGCAGCAGUUUUGACCUUCCCAGGGCAAAUAUUAGCCAAUUUGACAGGAUUUGGGAUAGAGGAGCCUUAGUCGCCAUCAAUCUUGAUGAUGGCAAACGUUAUACAGAUGUAAUACUGUCUCUCUUGAGAAAAGAAUUCCGCUACUUCCUGGCAGUUUUGUCUUAUGAUCCAAUGAAACACGCAGGUCCACCAUUUUAUGUUACAGAUGCUGAAAUUAGAAGGUUGUUUGGGACAAGAUGUAAUAUUAGUUGCCUUGAGAAAGUUGAUGCUUUUGAAGAACGACAUAAACGUUGGGGAAUUGACUACAUUUUUGAAAAGUUAUAUCUACUGACAGAAAAGUAAAGAUCAUAUAGAUGCAAUCAGGUUAACAUCAAUACAAUUUUUAUUUUCUUUGGGCAUUUAAAAAUGAUGCUAAGGCUUGAUAAGAUAUUGAAUCUUCAAUAUUUUACUCAUAAAUCAUUGCU
Messenger RNA from Perognathus longimembris pacificus (Pacific pocket mouse), 848 nucleotides. Its product is annotated as thiopurine S-methyltransferase-like. The transcript has 3 exons. The coding region runs from base 1 to 726 and encodes 241 amino acids. Lineage: Eukaryota; Metazoa; Chordata; Mammalia; Rodentia; Heteromyidae. The record is from RefSeq and is a predicted model, not a curated record. Gene Ontology annotation, molecular function: thiopurine S-methyltransferase activity.